Molecule: messenger RNA, 1815 nt
Organism: Gymnodraco acuticeps
Lineage: Eukaryota; Metazoa; Chordata; Actinopteri; Perciformes; Bathydraconidae
Product: rhombotin-1-like
Exons: 5
Coding region: 300-761 (153 amino acids)
Biological process (GO): positive regulation of transcription by RNA polymerase II
Cellular component (GO): nucleus
Molecular function (GO): transcription coactivator activity; DNA-binding transcription factor binding
Source: RefSeq, a predicted model, not a curated record
GGAGGUUCAGUUCUCAGAGCCGCAGCCUGCAGUCACACAUGCUUCUGCUCUGACAUCAGCGAUAAGACGCACAGCCUCUCCGGAUCUCAGCACAUCUCUCCUGCAGGCAAGGUGAUACCCGGGGACGCUUUGCAUCCAUCCGCCGGGCUAUUUUUAUUCAUUUUAAGACCCAGAAAACGCGUCUCUGUGGCGGUUUUUCCUCUCUUUGGAGUAAUGAGUCGCGAAGUUUGAGCCCCUGUUUUCCCAUCGCUCUCGGGGUCUUAUCUCCUGUUGGUGGAUUGUUGUUUUCCCCAGAAAGCAUGGUGCUGGACAAGGAGGAGAGUGUGUCUCUCGUGUCCCUCCAGUCCAGAGAGAAACCUCGAGGAUGUGCCGGCUGUAACGGCAGGAUCCGGGACCGCUUCAUGUUGCAGGCGCUGGACCGGUUCUGGCACGAGGACUGUCUGAAGUGCUCCUGCUGCGACUGCCGCCUGGGCCGCGUCGGAUCCACGCUCUACACCCGGGCCAACCUCAUCCUCUGCCGCAGGGACUACCUCAGGCUCUUCGGGGUGACGGGGAACUGUGCAGCCUGCAGUAAGCUGAUCCCUGCCUUUGAGAUGGUGAUGAGAGCCAGAGACAACGUCUACCAUUUAGACUGCUUCGCCUGUCAGCUCUGCCGCCAGAGAUUCUGCGUGGGAGACAAGUUUUUCCUCAAGAACAACAUGAUCCUGUGCCAGCUGGACUACGAAGGAGGCCAUCUUAACGGCAGCACGGAGAGGCAAUGAGAGAUCAGAACAGGAAGACUCUGAGCCAGUUGGACUCUAAAUCUCAGAGUCUUCAUCAGCUUCCUGUUUCAGACUGAAGCAUGUGUGGAAACAAAACUGAUGGGACAAGUUUCCCUUGAUUGAACUCUUUAGUAAAGAGCUGCUGGUGGAAACUCCCCUGAAAUCUUUCUGAUCUAACGGACCUGAGAUUCACAGAGGAAGUGAAAGUAGAAUCGGGAGGAUAUUUAAUGAUGAUUCUGCUUUUUUUUUUAAACAUUCAACAAAUAAUUUCUGUUCACCACACUGAAAUAAGACACGAAUGGAGGCAAGCCGCACAUAGCAUCAAGCAAGUCAUCCAUCACAGAGAAAAUGCUAAGUUGUCUUUUUUAGACUUCUCUCUGAUUGUGAGUCCAUGAACUGUCCUCUGUGGUGAACCUCGCCCAUCUGGCACGAAGGAAGCCGCAAAACAAAUGAAAACAUAUUCCCAAAUACUGUAAGAAAUACAGUUCAACAUCGGAGGAGGAUCCACUGCUUCUUCUUCAUAAAUCUGAAGAAUGGACAGAGAUGAGUGCUGCUUCAGAUCUCAAGGGUUGCCUUCUUUACUCAUUAAACUGAAUUUUGAUUUCAGUCGUGUGCUCAUUAUUUAUGCCCUGCGAUCACUCAAAAAUAAUUGUGAGUACGCUCCAGACACCAACGAGAAAGUAAUUUAAAGACAUUUUUACAAAAGCUCUAAAUACUUUCAAUAAUAAUUUGACGGUAAUUAAUAAUCAAUUUAAUUCUAAAGUGUUACAGAAACUAUUACAAUUCAAUGAUUGAAUGUUACUAAGACGACUUGAUCAGGUUGCCCUUGUUGAACAUGUAUUUUACUUGAGUCUUUUCAUGCCAAUUUUACUUCUACUAACCCAAAAAUAUAACAAUAUAAUAUAUACUAUUUUAAGUAUUGUUUUAAGGGGCAUUUGUUUGCUUUGAGUACACACAGUCAUAACAUAACAGUGUAGUUUUACAUGAUGUUUUGCAAUUGCUAAAUUGUUUUAACUAGGCUAUGUACAUAGUAUGUAUAAAACAAUUAAUUUGG